This is a messenger RNA of Schizophyllum commune H4-8, 1930 nucleotides long. RefSeq lists its product as uncharacterized. The transcript is spliced from 4 exons. NCBI's taxonomy places the organism in Eukaryota, Fungi, Basidiomycota, Agaricomycetes, Agaricales, Schizophyllaceae. The record is from RefSeq and is a predicted model, not a curated record. Bases 327 to 1655 code for a protein of 442 amino acids.
GUGGCAACCAGGUCCGUGCGAAGAAGGCGCCCGGAUGGUCGAGGUCAGGCGUUCCCCCUUCACCUGGAUGACGCAUCUCUUCGACGUCCACAACAUCCACUUGCAUACCACCGUUCUCAGUUUGCGUUACACACCGCGUUCAGCAUCGCGCUCGCGCUUGAGCCCAGGCUCUAGAUCAGCUUAGUCAGCAUUGCGGGGACUUGACGGGGAAUCCAUCGUCUUUUGUUCCAGACGACGACGAAGGCCUGCCAUCUCGACGAUCCCUGUCACUCGUUUGUUCCCCCCAGCCAAUGCACUAGCUAGUGUCCCCCUUAACAUAAGCCAAAAUGUCGGACACUACCACCGCUACGGCUACCACUGAUACCUCGACCGAUUCCCCCACCACCACCACUCGUGAGACCUCGCCGACCACGACCGCGGACCCCACGACUACCACGGAUGAGACCACGACGCAGGAUACUACCAGCGAGGAAACUACUACGGAAGACACCACUACGGAGGAGACCACCACUACGCAGGACACCACCACUUCCAGGGAACCCACGACCACCCAGGCGACCACUACAUCCACCUCUGAUACCACGUCGCAGGAGCAGACGACCACGGAAGACACCUCCACCUCGACGAGCAGCACCCGGUCCUCCUCCACUACUUCCUACUCCGUCUCUACCGACCCCGGCGGUGACACCGUCACCCAGACCGUCGUCGUCCCCGUGACGCCGACCCUCACGCAGUCGCCGACCACCAGCAGCGGCGCGUCUGAUGGCGAUCACUCCUCCGCCUUCUUCGACAACAAGGGUGCCGUAGCGGGCGUCUUCACCGUCGUCGGCCUCGUCGUCGUUGCUCUCCUCUUCCUCGCCGUUAGCAUCAUCCUCAAGCGUCGCCGUGCCAAGCGCUUCGACAAGGAGGUUGAGAAAGCGGCUGCCGAGGCUGCCAUGGCAUCCGCGCCCCAGUUCGACGAUGAGGACUACGACUACCCGGCUUCCUCCACCGGACCCUCUGCGGGGACCCAGCCCUACUCCGACGUGUCCUCGCACGGGACGUAUCAGCAGCAGCCGCUCGCCGUCCCGCCCGAGAGCUACAAUAUGCAGGACAUCCCAGCGCAAGGCGGCUACUAUAACAACCUCGGCGGAGGCGCGUAUGCCGAUAAUCCCUACGCUGUUGCCGGCGCCGCAGGCGCGGCGGGUAUCGGUGUACGCCGCACCCUGUCAGGUGCAGGCUCACCCGAUGCGCAUGAGCCAUACGCGGCUUUCUCUGGCCCGGAGUACUACCAGCACCAGCAGCAAUACCAAGGCCCUGAAUACGGGCAGCAGGUGCACCAGCCGCAACCUGAGUACGCUGCGCAGGCGCCGCCAAACCCCGAGGCCGCGUAUGGCGCGUACGGCGCGCCUGUCGCAGAGCCCCAGGGCCGCCAGCGCACUCAAUCGGUCGCUGGCGGGCGGAGCAUGCUCGACCAUGGUCCGGAUCCGUCGCCGCAGAGCCACAGCGGCGAAAGCUACGCCGCGCACUACGAGGCAGGCGCUAAGCCUACGCACAGCGAAACAAGCGACCUGCCGAACCCAUUCGCAGCGUCGACGCCCAGCGAGGAGGAGAGCGAUGACGAGUCGGACGAUGAGCAGCAGCGACCGAAGGUGCUUAAGGUUGCGAACGAGUAGGCGGGCAUGGUUUUCACGGUGGUCUGACUGUCAGGCCCCUCGUCCUUCCAAAACGACUAGUACCAUCGACAAGAAGUUUACUUCCCCGCUCCCACUGUCUGGUUCUCCAGGACUACUCACCCACCGCUUACUGUGGAUAGUGGAUCUUCCUUCUAUGUUUAUCUGUGCGUUAUUGAAUGGAUACCUCUGUGUUGUCGAUUGGAUACCUCGGCGGGACCUGUUGUGUCGCUACUUUUGUAUCUUACUCGAGCACGCAAUCAUCCUUUUUCCCCUUC